Molecule: messenger RNA, 1107 nt
Organism: Thlaspi arvense
Lineage: Eukaryota; Viridiplantae; Streptophyta; Magnoliopsida; Brassicales; Brassicaceae
Source: the annotation of a GenBank genome assembly
CAACCUGCUCGCUCUCUCCAAAGCCUUCAAAAACCUAUUAUAAAUACACACCUCAUAAACUCUCUCCCUUAAACUCUAAGCUUUGCUUUCUUCCUUUUCUCUAUUCUCAAACUUCAAGAGAACUCUAUCCGUAAGCUGUAACGAUUAUUACUUCGGUUAUCAAGACCGGUUUUAUCGUGGUCAUAGUAGAGAUGGGCGGUCCAGGAUCAUCACCGUGUGCUUCGUGUAAGCUUCUUAGACGACGCUGUGCAAAAGAUUGCAUCUUUGCACCUUAUUUCCCUCCUGACGAUCCUCACAAGUUCGCCAUUGUUCAUAAGGUCUUCGGCGCAAGCAACGUCAGCAAAAUGUUGCAGGAGCUACCGGUUCAUCAAAGAGCUGACGCGGUGAACAGUUUGGUUUUCGAAGCAAACGCACGAGUUAGAGAUCCGGUUUAUGGCUGCGUAGGAGCAAUCUCCUACUUACAAAACCAAGUCUCACAGCUUCAAAUGCAACUAGCAGUGGCUCAAGCCGAGAUUCUCUGCAUCCAGAUGCAAAACGAGCCAACUUUACAGUCUCAUCAUCAAGUACUUGAACUAGACCAAGACCACAAAGCUCUCUUACUACAAAACAACAACAACAACAACAUCAAUAACAUCAAUAACUGCAACAGCAACAACAAUAGCAACAACUUGGGUUAUGCCAUGUCUUCUGGGCAGUUCAACUCUAACUUUGCUUCCCCAAGCAGUAUAAUGCAAAUGCAGAUGCAAAUGCAAUUGCAAGACCCACUUAAGCAAGAAUCUCUUUGGACUUGACUUAAGCCAUUAUAAAAUAAACCUCGUUGUUUGGAAAACUCAAUGAAGUCUCGACAAGUUUGCUUCGUGGCUAUGUUGAAAAUUAGAAGAAGGGAACAAGUUUCGUGUAAGGAAAGUAGUAUAAGUCAAAAGCUUAAAUGCAUGCAUGUGAUGGUGAUGAGAUGUAUUUAGAAGCUUUAGAAUUAGUGAUCUGUUUUUUUUUCUUUUUCCUCUCUUAAUUUGGUUUCUCACUUCUAUUUUCUUUUCCAAUCGUUUGAACAGUGGAAAUUAGAUCUAAUUCCAAAACCAAUUUAAUUUUCUUUGAAGUCUUCAAAAA